AGAAGAGCAUGCGUACAGGAUGCUUGACAUUCUAUGCGUGGGUGCCUAUUGGCUUACGGCUGAGCAUCGUGGUCGAUACCCCGCAUUCACAGCCUCACGAGUCCUGACCGAUCAGAGUGCAUCUUUUCACACUUCACACCGGCAGAGAUGAUGCCAGUUUCAUCCGACGCAACACAGCUUCGUGGCCGUCUGCACGCUCUCUCUGCUGUAGCAAGCAAUAACAGUCCGAACUGCUCGACCUCGGGGUUGCACGAUGCGGCUGUUACAACGCGACAAUGCAGGCCAUUACAGCCUUACCCCGGACUUGACUCCCGACGACGACAUUCCUCCCUACGCGAUCCUUUCCCACACAUGGGGACCCGACGAGGUUCUCUUUACAGAUCUAACGAAUGCACAGAAUCGGUGGCACCAGAAAGCCGGCUACGCUAAGAUUCAAUUCUGUGCUAAGCAAGCGACACGGCACGGGCUGCAAUACUUUUGGGUCGAUAGCUGUUGCAUCGAUAAGUUGGACAGUAUCGAGCUCCAGACGGCCAUCAACAGCAUGUUUCGGUGGUAUCGCAAUGCGAAGAUAUGCUACGUCUAUUUAUCCGAUGUCUCCAGCCCUACGGCGAUUAGUACGCAAGACGGCGUAGCAGCCUGGGAAGCGGCGUUCCAGGACAGCAGAUGGUUUACUCACGGAUGGACACUCCAAGAACUCAUUGCUCCUAAUGCAGUCGAGUUCUACUCCAAAGAAGGAACCUGGCUUGGCGAUAAGCAAUCUUUAGAGCCUCAAUUACGCGAUAUCACACGCAUUCCCGCAAGAGCUCUCCGCGGGGCUCCUUUAUCCGACUUUACGGUCGCAGAACGAGAAGCGUGGGCUCGUGGCCGCCAAACGAAGUAUGAGGAGGACAUGGCGUACUCACUCCUCGGCAUAUUCGACGUUCAUAUGCCGUUGAUCUACGGUGAAGGACGGCAAAACGCGCAAAAGCGACUACGAGAGGAGGUCGAGAAGGCUAUCAGAGACUUCUCUAUCACAUUCAGCCUAUCCGAUGUUCCCGAGACCCAACACUUCGUUGCCAGAACCAGGGAAAUAAAUGAGAUGCGGAAGGCACUGGCGUCGGAUGGGAGCCGCCGUGUCGUGGUCCUCCACGGCCUCGGCGGUAUUGGCAAGACACAGAUUGCUAUUGUAUACGCGAAACGAUAUAGAGACGAAUACUCCGCUAUAUUCUGGUUGAAUAUCAAAGACGAAACAUCUAUCCGGCAGAGCUUUACCAAAGUGGCGGGGCAGAUAUUGCUGCAGCAUCCUAACGCUAGCCACCUAAGGGCGCUAGAUCUGCAACAGGACCAGGAGAAGGUAGUCGAAGCCGUCAAGGCCUGGCUCAGCCUGCCGGGCAAUACCAGGUGGCUUCUUGUAUACGAUAAUUACGACAAUCCGAAGCUAAGCAACGAUAUAAACGAUAGAGGAAUCAACAUCAGCCGGUUUAUUCCUGAAGCGUACCAAGGGUCGAUCAUCGUUACGACGCGAUUGUUACAAGUUGAUCUAGGGCAUCAAGUUCAGGUCAAAAAGCUGGAGUCACUACACGACAGUCUUAAAAUCCUCGCGACAACUUCAGGCCGUGACGGUCUUGAUACAGAUAUCGGUGCCAAAAGACUUAUAGAAGAGCUUGAUGGACUUCCUCUUGCCCUUGCUACAGCUGGCGCGUAUUUACGGCGCGUUCCAAUUGGUCUUGCUAACUACCUUCGUCUUUAUAAAGAAUCAUGGUUAAGAGUUCACACAGACACGCCGAACCUGGGCUCAUACCAAGACCGCACACUUUGCUCAACAUGGCAGCUCUCAUAUGUGCAAGUUCAGAAACAACAUCCACUUGCUGCUCACUUGCUCCGAUGGUGGGCAUAUUUCAGUAAUGAAGACAUUUGGUUCGAACUGCUCCAAACUGACAAUACGGAUGGUCCAGUAUGGAUACACGAGCUGGCCGAUGAACUGAACUUCAACCAGGCGAUUGGUGCGUUGCAUAAUUAUGGGUUUGUCGAACCGUACAUCUCGGCUUCGGACUCGGUCGGAUCAAGGGGAUAUAGCAUGCAUGCCUGUGUACACUCUUGGACCGUUUCCGUGCUGAACAAGGACCCAGAAGAUAGUCUAGCUCGAGCAACGGUAACUUGUGUAGCUGCAAAAGUGCCAUCACAGGAUGAGCAUCAGUUUUGGUCGUUUCAAAAUCGCCUUUUAUCUCAUGCUGAAUGCUGUGUCAUGAGAUUAGACAGCGAUGACGGCAUAGAAUGGGCCUUUCAUAGUUUAGGUAAUCUCUUUCGAUCCCAAGGCAAGCUGGCCGAGGCCGAGGCGAUGUAUAUACGGGCAUUACAAGGCUAUGAGAAGGCGUGGGGCCCGGAGCAUCCAUCAACGCUUGACACAGUCAACAACCUUGGGCUCCUUUAUAAAGACCAAAGUAAGUUAGCUAAAGCUGAGGCGAUGUAUAUACGGGCAUUACAAGGCUAUGAGAAGGCGUGGGGCCCGGAGCAUCCAUCAACGCUUGACAUAGUCAACAACCUUGGGGUCCUUUAUAAAAACCAAGGCAAGCUGGCCGAAGCCGAGGCGAUGUAUAUACGGGCAUUACAAGGCUAUCAAAAGGCAAUCGGCCCCCAGAAUAUCGUACGCUAUCGACCUGCAAUUGGUACAUCAUACAACUUAGGAUCCUUAUUGUAUACUCAGGGCAAGCAAAACGAAGCUAAAAGUUUAUUAAGACAAGUUCAUGUCAACCUUGAAGCAUUACUUGGGCCUUUACAUAAAGACGUUCAGUCAUUACAAAAUGCUCUUCAAUACAUGAAUCAGCUACAAUAAAGACCUUAAAAGAUUCGACAGCAAGAUAUAGUGAAGCACUAUCUGGCAAAUAAGCUUGCUUGGAAAAACAGAGAGUGAAGAAAGCUGGAGCUAUGUAGAUCUUUAUAUAUAGAUGCAGGAGACAUUUAACCUUCAUACUCC
Xylaria bambusicola is the source of this 2953-nucleotide messenger RNA. RefSeq lists its product as uncharacterized. The coding region runs from base 254 to 2812 and encodes 852 amino acids. Gene Ontology annotation, molecular function: protein binding; ADP binding. The record is from RefSeq and is a predicted model, not a curated record. The transcript is spliced from 5 exons. Lineage: Eukaryota; Fungi; Ascomycota; Sordariomycetes; Xylariales; Xylariaceae.